Molecule: messenger RNA, 3637 nt
Organism: Larimichthys crocea (large yellow croaker)
Lineage: Eukaryota; Metazoa; Chordata; Actinopteri; Sciaenidae
Gene: cgna
Product: cingulin a
Exons: 20
Coding region: 23-3628 (1201 amino acids)
Biological process (GO): microtubule cytoskeleton organization
Cellular component (GO): myosin complex; bicellular tight junction
Molecular function (GO): microtubule binding
Source: RefSeq, a predicted model, not a curated record
AGCUGCUUCGCCACAAAACAGCAUGAGCACACCAUCUUCAGGUCGGAAGACCCCAGUGGAUUACGGUGUCCAGAUCCGCUUCAUCGAUGACCUCUGUGACAAUGGCGGGGGGCAGCCUUGGUCCCAGCCUAAAACCAAGAGCCAGACCACCUCUAAAUACGGCGUGGCAGUCAGGGUGCAGGGUAUUGAUGGCCAGCCAUACGUUGUCCUGAAGGACGGAGAGAAAGGAGACUCGUAUGGCGUCCAGCUCAGGACCCAAUACCCAUCUGGCUACAGUAGCCUUCCCCGGAGGAGAGAGAAGGCAGAGCCAGGAACACAGGGGGAAGAUGUAGGAGUAGGAGUGCAGGGGGGCGCACUACGCCGGGCCCAUUCCCAUGGCUCACUGCUGGACAGGGAUGGAGAGGGAGGGCCAGACAAUGAGGGUUUUCAGCUGUCUAGGCCACCAGGGGAUGGGAAGUCUGGUAGUUAUGGGAAUCUGGAUGGAGGAAUUGGUGUAAGGGGGGAGAGAGAGCAGAUCCAGCGUGUCAGGGGUAGAGAGGGGGACAUGGAAAGGAAUAUGAGCAAUGGUUCAAACAGAGCACGGCUUAACGGAUCAGCGAGGAGCAGUCAAUCCUACCCUGACCCACCUCAACAAAUUAACUCUAAUCAGAAAACCACUCCUAUCAAUAGACUAAUAAACAGGUUUGAUGGUGGUAACACUGGAGGCCAACAGAGAGGACUCCCACAGGCACAACAACAGGAUCCAAGAGCUACAUCUCCUCAGCUCACAGCAAACCCCUACACCUCCCCUCCAUCCUCGACUCACAGCAGCUUGGGACGCAGCCAGGGUGCUGUCACUAAAUAUCCUGGACACUCUGCUAAUCAGUGGACUUCACCAGGGAGGUAUGCAGCCGUGGAGACACCAAAGGCCGGUCUGACUGAGGCACAAGUGACGCCUGACCUUUUGCUGGACCAGGGUCCGAGUGCAGAGAUGAGCAUUGAGGAGGAGCAACUUAUGCAGACUAUAUACAACAUCCUGAGACAAGGGACCAAUGAGAGCGAUGUUAUCAUCAAGCACAAAGUCAAAGUCAUCUUACAGAAGAUUCAGAGUCUAAAGCCAAAAGAAAGACCCCAGGAAGAGUGGAUGAGAGAAAAGAGAGUGCUAGAAAGAAAGAUGGCUGAACUACAAACUGCCCUGCAGGAGGAAAGAAGGAACUCUGUUAGCAAUUCUGAUCCCACUCUGAAAGCUGAGCUGGAGUCCUGUCUGGACGAAAAUCUGCAGCUCCAGGAGAUGCUGGAUCGGAAGAAGAAAGAAUUAAAUGAAACUCAAUCAGAGCUGACUCAGCUGCGUAUGGAUAGGGAGAACGCAGAGGCACGGGUCAGAAACUUGGAGGACCAGCUGGCUGAGUUUCAGGAUGAACUGAGAAGAGAGAAUGGCACCAAAACGGACCUGGUGUCUUGUCAGGCACAGCUGAUGGAGGUCAGCCAGCUGAAACAGAAGCUGGAAGAGACGCUAAGACAGAGAGAGAGGGAGCUCACGGCUCUCAAAGGAGCUCUAAAGGAAGAGGUAGCCACACAUGACAAAGAGAUCGAGGUGCUCCGGGAGCAGUACAGUGUUGACAUGGAGAAGCUCCGCAGCAGCAUGGAGCAGGUGUCUCAGUCUCAUGCCGGGAUCGAGGCAGAGCGGUUGCGUGUAAAUGCAUCAGUUCGGACCUUACAGCAGCAGCUGGAAGACUGUAGAGAUGAGAGCAGCCACUGGAUGGAGCAGUUUCACACCACCAGAGACGAACUUCGAACAGUUAAACAAGAACUCCUGCAAACCCGUCUGGAAAAAGAGGAGUUUGAGGAGGAACUAAAGGAGCUGCAGGAGAGAGUGAGCACCAUGAAACAACAGAUACCGGAUCCUAGCCACAAUCAGACUCUCAACCAGGAACUUCAGCGAUGCAAUGCUGAUCUACAGAAGGCCAAGUCUGAUUUAGAGAAACGGAGUACGGACUUUGACAAGAAGGUCAUGGAGGUCAUUGCCCUGAAAAAAGCUCACCAGAACCAGGAGGCAGAACUGAAGUAUGAGAUCGACCGGUUAAAGGAUCAGUUACAGAGGGCCAAAGAUGAUUUUACCAAGGCACAGGAAAAAAACAAACGGCUCCCAGACCCAGCUGUCAUCUCAGAGCUGGAGCAGAAGCUUAAUGAGAUGCGUAGUGAAGCUAGCCAGCUCAAAGAGAAACUCUCAUUGGCUGAGGAGGAACUAGAAGCCAGUAAAACAAAUUUCACUAGAGCUCAGAUGGAUGUCAAAUCAUUCCAAGAUGCCCAGCAGGAGCAGGAGCAGGCCAACACACGCCUCAAAGAGAAACUCUCGCGGUUAGAGGCUCAGAUGCAGAGCAAUGCCACAGAGAGCUCAGAGGCAGAGCUCGCCCUCCACACUGAGGUGAGAGGGCUGAGAUCUGAGCUGGAUGAGGCCAAGAGAAAAGCUUCCAGACUGAGCCAGGAGCACCGUGAAUUAAAUCUGCGUCUGGAGGAUACAGAGAAAGACAAGGAGACACUCAGACAGACUAUCAACCAGCUGGAAGAGACCAAACAACAGCAGGAGAGAGCUCUGGAGAAACUCAACAAAGAGUAUGAAUCUCUGACUGUGUCCUCAAGAGAGGAGGCGCAGGCUCUCAGGGUUCAGCUGGAGGAGCAGAGAGAGCGGGCACGCAAGGAAAUGCACGAGGCGCACCGCCACGGAAACGACGCUCAGAGUGAACUGGAAAGAAGUCAUAUAAAUCUGAGGAGACUGGAGGAAGAAAUGUCACGACAGAAGAAAGAGUUUCUGCUUGCAUGUGAGGAGAGAGACAACCACCAGCUGGACAAAGAGCUUCUCACCAACAGACUGCGCCACCUUGAGGGAGAAAUCGAGGCCAGCAAAAACAGCCUUAAUGAGAAAACCCGGGAGAUUCGCAUCCUGGAGGACAAGCUGAAGCGUGUGGAACUGGAGCUGGAGGAGGAGAAAAGCAGCGUGGAAAUGAUGACAGACCGAGUGGCCAGGAGCAGAGAUCAGAUCGAUCAGCUCCGCUCUGAGCUCAUGCAGGAGAGAUCCUCUAAACAAGACCUGGAGCUGGACAAGAACGCCAUGGAGAGACAUCUGAAGGAGCUGAGGAGUCGUGUGGCUGACAUGGAGGGCCAGUCUCGCUCCUCAGCAGGAAUCUCCCAGCUGGAAAACAAAAUCCAGGAUCUUGAAGAACGCCUUCGAAAUGAGGAAAGGGAGAAAAACUCUGUGUUGGCUUCUCAGCGACGUCUGGAGAGGAAACUGAAAGACCUCAACAUGACACUGGAUGAGGAGAGACUUGCACACACUGAACAGAGAGACCAGCUCGCUCUGAGAGUGAAAGCUCUGAAGAGGCAGGUGGAUGAAGGAGAGACAGAGCUGGAAAGGAUAGAUGGACUGAGGAGGAAGGCCCAGAGAGACAUGGAGGAACAGAUGGAGCUCAAGGAGGCCUUGCAGACCAGAGUCGCAGCACUGGAAACUGAGCUCAAGAGAAAAACCCAAGCGGCAAUGCGCCCCGUUUUGGAUUCAUCAGCCCUCAGCUCGGAUGAUGACGACAGCCUGUAUGACCCCUCCACCAUCACCACCAUCCUCACUGAGAGCAACCUUCAGACCAGCUCCUGUUAAAAAAUAAAA